Messenger RNA from Zootoca vivipara (common lizard), 4825 nucleotides. It is a transcript of the gene VEZF1, whose product is annotated as vascular endothelial zinc finger 1. Lineage: Eukaryota; Metazoa; Chordata; Lepidosauria; Squamata; Lacertidae. Gene Ontology annotation, biological process: regulation of gene expression. Gene Ontology annotation, cellular component: nucleus. The record is from RefSeq and is a predicted model, not a curated record.
CAUUUUUUCUUCCCAGAGAGGGAGGAAUUCGAGCUCGCUCUCUUUUUAAUUUGGGGAGUGGUGGCUGCCCUCCGCCCUCCCGUCUGCUCAUCGUAUUUGCUCAGAUAUUGAUGGCCGAUGUUUCUUUUUUUAAGGGGACCAUCCAGUGUUUUCUCCCCCACCCAUUCUAGAGUCCCCCCCCCACUCCAUCUUGGGCUCAUAUCGGUGGCUUUUAAGGGGAACAAAACCUGUUCCCAUAUAUAUUAUUGUACUUCUUGGGGCUUCUGUGCUUUUUCUCAUCUUGUGCUCAAGUAUCCGUGCCCCUUUAUAUGUUAAACUCCUUGACACAUUAGUUUUUCUUUCUCUCCACCCCACUGGAUUUUUCUACUGAUAUAUAUGUGUGUGUGCUCUUAGUUCUUUUUUAUGUCCUAAUUGUUUACGAUUUUAAUUAAUCUCCUCUCCCCUUGCAUAUCCCUCUCCCCACUCGCAUUUUCAGCUGCUGCAUUCUUUGGCUCCCCUCAGUUCUUUAGGACUCAUUUACUAAUUUUCCCUCUUCCCUCCAUGAGCUUCUCUGUGCUCUCUCUUGCUUCUUCCCUUGCCACCACAUUUUCGGCUGCAUUCUUUAUUCCAACUCCCUCCAAAUGCCUGCUAUGAGAUUCUCUGUACACUCUACUUUCUUCUCUCCCCUCAACUCUUUUUGCAUUUUCCAUCUCUCCCCCCACCCUGUGUUUAAUUGGGAUUCUUAAAUUAUUUUUCUCUCCUCACUCCCACAAUGGAAAAUAGGAUUUUCUGCAUACUUUUCAUUCGCUGCAAUCUCCUCUACAUCUUGUGUUCUCCAGCUACUUAUUUUUCUCCCUCAAUACUUCUGCUGCUUUGGGACUCCUUAACUAAUCCUUACCAUGUCCUCUCUACCCCCUCUAAAAAUUCUCUACACCUUUUAUUCUCCAGGCUCCUAGUAGUUUUUGGUCUGCAUUAUUUCUCUUGUCCCAAGAUACUUUUGCUGCCUUUUAUUAUUAAAAAUAAGUGCUGGCUCCCUCACCCUUGCCCCAUUUAUUUUGAUUUUAUGUUUUCUUUGGUGCUUUAUUUGCAUUUAUUCCUCCCUUUUACUCCGAUCAUCUGCACUUUCCCUUUAGUCUUUUAAGGUGCCAUAGGGCCUUAUGUGUGUAUGUGCGCGUUCUGAAACUAACGGCUACUCUGGAAUUUCUUACUUUGUAAGUUGCUGCUACUUUGGCCGCCCUUCCCCCAGCAUGUUACCUUUAACUGUUCCCUCCCUUUUUUAACCAUGUUUUUGGUGGUGCCAAUUUUACAGAUUUUUAAUUCUCUUUCUGUCCUGCAAAUCAUUGAUCUUUUGCCCCUCCUUACUUUGGCUUGUGGAAUUCUGUAUUCCUCCCUCUUAUGUUGUUUUCCAGUUUUGAACUGAGCAGCUAAUUCUUGUUCCCUAAACAAUUAUGCUCUUCCACCUUUUGCAACUUUGUCCUCCCAUUUUUACUACCUUUUCUGCCCUCAUAUUUUUCUAUGUGAUGUGCCUCCUGGUUCCUUCUCCCUCUUUCUGUUCCCUCUACCUUUUUCCUUUGUUCCCCCCUCAGUUUUUACCAUGAACUUUUAAAGCAUUUUUUUUCUUUAAAGAUUAAUCACUUUCUCCAGUUUGUCCUGUUUCCUCUCCCUUUUUUCUAAAGAUGUGUAUUCACAUGUUUCAUUUCCUCUUAGCCAAUUCUUCAAAAAAUUGUCACUUUCUCUACCCUUUUGUUCUGCUCUCCUACUUUAAGUUACUAUUCUCUUCUCCCUUCUCCCAUAUUCUGUUUUCUCUCUGUUACUCUGUCACAUAAAGGCCUUCUACUUCCCCCCUGGGUUUUUACUAUUCUUCCCUUAGGAAAGUAGUUCACUGUCUCCUGAAAAUUAUUUGUAAGUGGUUCUUUGAACAAGUCUUAAGGACAAAUUAUAUUUUAAUUUCCAUGCCUAACCCUCUUUAUCGGGAUAUAGGUCAGGAAUCCCCUUACCUGCAUGUGGAAUCAAAUACAGCACUGGGCUUCUUUGAGGAGAGAGCAUGUUGAUAAUGUAGCUGGAAUUUGUUGACUUAAUAAGAAAACGUUGGGACAAACCAUCUGGGGUGGGGGCCGGAUAUGUUCAGGUUCCUAAUCAAUUUACUAGUCUGCAGUUUUGAUUUCAAAGAAUACUUGCCCAUGAUAAUUUUUGAGGGAUUGCUCUCUAAAACCAGGGCCUGAGUGAAUGAUGAACAUGUCUUCUGUUAAGCAGCUCUCCUUGCUUAAACCCCUUUGAAAAACAAAACUCCCAUUUACAUGCUUUUUCUUAAAAAGAUGCCAGAAUAAUGUAGUAAAAAUGAUGUCAUAUAGCCUACAACUUGAGUCACUUAAAAGCAUUAAUAUUCUGUAAGGAAUGCAGCAUGCCAAGCUUACUUCCUCCUUAAAUCUACAAUCCAAGUGAGAACCUAGAUUACAAACCAUUCCCCUUUUUUAGCUUGGAAAAAGUAAACUAAUUACAAUACCUCUUCUCCCCCUCUUUCUUGAAGGUAAAAUAAUCCUCUCUGCAAAUUACAAGUCUGCGUCAUUUUCCCACUGAGUCUUCUGUUCUCUUUAAAAUACAAAGCAUGACUCCAGUUUGAAAACAUGAAGCGAAGGAAUAAAUUGAGGCAAAUGCACUGCAGUCUUUCUCUUCUAAAGGAAAAUAGUCACCCAAGUACAAAGAUGAGUCAUUCACUUAGGUGCCCAGUUUUUGGAUGGAGGCUUAAAAAUCCUCUUGAAAACAGAAUCUGUUUGAGCUUAUGAUAACUAAGAGCUCUUGUGUGACUUUUAUCUUUGAAUACAAGGAAUGAAAUGUUUUACCAUAGGCAGAUUCUAGCAGUGAUACAUCUGCAGUCCAAUGGCACACGAAGCAUCCCAUCACCAACAGCAGGCAGCGCAGAACAGUUUGCUGCCACUCCUGAGCUCUGCUGUUGAGCCCCCCGACCAGAAACCAAUUUUACCCUUACCAAUAACACAGAAACCUCAGCCCCCACCGGAAACGCUAAAAGAUACCAUAGUCGGGAUUAAAAAGGAGAAACCGAAAACCUCCUUUGUGUGCACAUACUGCAGCAAGGCCUUCAGGGACAGCUACCAUUUGAGGCGCCAUGAAUCCUGCCACACAGGGAUAAAGUUAGUGUCACGGCCAAAGAAAGCUCCUGCAACGAUGGUGCCCCUAAUCUCGACCAUCGCAGGUGACAACAACCGGUCAACGCUGGUUUCGACCAUCGCAGGUAUCCUCUCAACUGUCACUACGUCUUCCUCCGCCACCAACCCAAGCAGCAGUGCUGGUGCCACGGCCAUGCCGGUGACGCAGACGGCGAAGAAGCCCAGUAAGCCUGUCAAAAAGAACCACGCCUGUGAGAUGUGUGGCAAGGCCUUCCGUGACGUCUACCACCUCAACAGGCACAAGCUGUCCCACUCGGAUGAGAAGCCUUUUGAGUGCCCAAUUUGCAACCAGCGUUUCAAAAGGAAGGACCGCAUGACCUAUCACGUGAGGUCUCAUGAGGGUGGCAUCACCAAACCCUACACCUGUGGUGUUUGUGGAAAAGGCUUUUCGAGGUACCAUGUAGAAAAUCCCAGGCCUGAUCACUUAAGUUGUCAUGUUAAACACGUUCAUUCCACAGAGAGGCCCUUCAAAUGCCAAACUUGCACGGCUGCCUUUGCCACCAAAGACAGGCUGCGGACACACAUGGUGCGCCAUGAAGGAAAGGUGUCAUGUAACAUCUGUGGUAAACUUCUGAGCGCGGCAUAUAUUACCAGCCACUUAAAGACUCAUGGGCAAAGCCAAAGUAUCAACUGUAAUACCUGUAAACAAGGCAUCAAUAAAAAAUUUGGGUUUUUCAAGCAAGAGAAUCUGCACCUACCUUCUUCAUGCAUGAAUGAAGAGAGUAACAACCAGAAGCAGCAGCAACAGCAGCAGCAGCAACAGCAUGUCACAAACUGGCCUGGAAAACAGGUAGAGACCCUGAGAUUAUGGGAAGAAGCUGUUAAAGCAAGGAAGAAAGAAAGUCAACAGACACUGAGGCCAACUUCAGUCAAGCAAGAAUGUCAGUACAACUUUGAGAAGGCUAUAGAGUACGUACCAUUCGAAGCUGCUAACCUGUGCCAAACGUCCACUGCUGCCACUACGCCUGUGACUCUUUCUACUCCCUUCAAUAUAACAUCCUCAGUGGCAUCCGGGACCAUCACCAACCCAGUCACAGUGGCUGCUGCAAUGAACAUGAGAAGCCCAGUCAAUGUAUCAAGCGCAGUUAACAUCUCCAGCCCAAUGAGCCUAGGCCACCCUGUCACCAUUACCAGUCCGUUGUCUAUGACCUCUCCGUUAACACUCACCACACCUGUUAAUUUACCAACUUCAGUAACUGCUCCAGUGAACAUAGCACAUCCGGUCACUAUAACCUCACCCAUGAACCUCCCGACGCCAAUGACAUUAGCUGGUCCAUUAAAUAUAGCAAUGAGGCCAGUGGAGAGCAUGCCUUUCCUUUCCCAGGCGUUGCCAACCUCUCCCCCAUGGUAAAAACAAGCAAACAAAAACUCACAACAGUAUUAAAAAGAGGAAUGAAAAGCAAGUCCUUACCAGCAAUUAUGUUUUUGUUUCGUUUGUUUUUGUUUCGUUUUAGUUAACAGCGGUAAUGAAACCAAGCUAAUUCAGCUGGGGCAAAAAUAAUAAUAAUAAUCAUGCACCAUUUUUAAAAAUGGAAAACUAUUAUAGUGUCUCUGUUUAGUUAGCUGGCUGUUGAUCUAUAUUACUGGACCACAUUUGUUUCCUUCAAGCUGGCAGUGAUGUUGGAAGAGGAACAGAUCGGAGUUUAAUCCAGUCAUUUUUU